AUGGACGGCCUCCUGCUCAACACUGAAGAGUUUUAUACUGUGGUGCAGCAGAAUAUUGCCGCAGAUUACGGCAAAGAGUUCACCUGGGAGCUCAAGCUGUGCGUCGGUGCGGAUCAAUGCCUGACCAGCCUCACCCACUUUGUGCCGGAGGAGUGGGGCCUUCCCCCCUACGACAAUGUAGACGCAAGGGAGGGGUAG
Molecule: messenger RNA, 198 nt
Organism: Auxenochlorella protothecoides
Lineage: Eukaryota; Viridiplantae; Chlorophyta; Trebouxiophyceae; Chlorellales; Chlorellaceae
Exons: 2
Coding region: 1-198 (65 amino acids)
Molecular function (GO): phosphatase activity
Source: RefSeq, a predicted model, not a curated record